GCCAUAAUCGACGAAUGAGGAUUCACUGGUACGCGAUACCUCUCUUGCGUCUUCAAUUGAAGAGCGACUCGCAAAGGGAAGGGAAGACCCAAGUGAGACAGAAGAGGAAUAGACGUAUUAGUUUUAACAACUUCUGAAGUUGGAGUCGUUUUUUUUUAAGCGGUAGACAUGGCGAAGUCUCCCUAGCGCGCGCCCCUCUUAUCUCGCCACAUAUCUUUUUGAUAUUUUAUAAUAGGGAGAUGAAGCCACCCAAAAAAACCUACCAUUAUCCGCAUCCCCCUUUCACCACAGUGUCUUUCUCUCAUUCAGGCCCGUUGCUCAUAUGUUUAAUUAACUAGGCUGAUGUGUAAGUACCUUCAGCCAGCGAAGCGUGGGCGGACGGGCUGCGGGGUAAAGAGGCUGCCGGAGAAUAUUUCCUUAUUCCUUUCCGGCCCGGGCGCUUGCUCUUUUGCUGGAGCUUCACCUCCAUCGAGCGACUUAGAAAGCUACAGAAAUAACUCGACCCCUUUCAACUUCUUCCGAAUUGUUUGGUGCGUUUUUUGGAGUGCUUUGCUCGUCGGAGGACGCGUUAGGGGGAAGUAGAAGAAAAAGGGUGAGUGAGGUAAAGAGAGGGAAGGACAGAGUGUGUGUGUGUCUGUGUGAGUGUGUUUUGAUGUUAUUUGUGACGGAAUCCCCUCUUCAGUCUCCAAGAAUCCGCGAGCGACGCGAGGAGGAGGAGGAGGAGGAGGAGGAGGAGGCGCGCGGACCUGUCCACGAGCCCUCACUGCGGAACGCGCGGGGCUGCCGCUGGAGAUUCCAAAAUCAACGAUUAUUUUGGAUUCAAGAGAGACUAACUCUUCCCCGUGCGUCAAAGGCUUUUUAUCCCCCCCUUUCCCUGGUCCGUCCUUGCUGUUAAAUGGACGGUGUUUGACGUCUUCAACGAGAGGAAUACUACCUUUUUUUUUUUUUUUUUUCUUUUUUUUUUUAACCGGGGGGUGAGGUGCUGGUGUAGGGGAAGGUCUUCAGAGGCAGACAGGUGGAUUUAUUCGUGGUGUGUUUUGGGGGGGGGGAAAUUGGAUGGAGGAGAAAUUGAUGGAUUAAUUUGACGGAGGACAGUUGUUUGUGUGAUUAUCACUGCUGCCGAGGGCACCCGAAUGGAGUAACAGGCUGCAAUGUCAUCUCCACCUGGCCGCCUGGAGAGAUGUGUCACGGGAAUGGGAUCAAGUUUGAACACUUUUCCUCUGACUUCACUGACUCUGUGAGAAGGCACCAAAAUGUCAGUAAACGGACGGGCCAUGGUGGCUGCCCGCACCGGCCCCCAUACCACGGCAGAAAAACUCAACAUUCAUCACACGGACUCCGAAGAAGAAGGCGCAAAACCUCCACGACCGCAAACCCGCUGCAGCCACGCUUUGUGACACUGAAGGGUAUGAUGGGUGUAGUGGGCUGGAUGCUGCUCCUACUCUCCCAGAUGAUGGUUCCUGUGGCAUCCCAGAAGCCGCCAGGGCUCAGUGUGGGUGUGAUUAUGGGCCAGACACGCCACCUUUCCGAUCAGGAGCUCCGCCCAUCCCGGCGCCCUGAUGAUGCCCUUGACGUCUCCGUGGUGAUACUAAGGAUCAACCAGACAGAUCCAAAGUCUGUGAUUACACAGGUGUGUGAGCUUGUGUCACGCACUCGUCUCCAUGGCAUCGUGUUUGCCGAUGGCACUGAUCAGGAGGCUAUCGCUCAGAUCCUUGACUUCCUCUCAGUUCAGACGCAGCUUCCAGUCCUGGGAGUCCACGGGGGCUCCUCUAUGAUUAUGGCUGACAAGGAUGAGAAGUCCACGUUCUUCCAGUUCGGCGCAGCUCUGCAGCAGGAGGCUCUGCUCAUGCUUUCCAUCAUGGAGGAGUAUGACUGGCAUGUUUUUUCUAUUGUCACUUCCAAGUUCCCCGGGUACCAGGGGUUUAUCAGCACACUGAAGACAACUGUGGAUCACAGCUUUGUGCGCUGGGACCUGCAGAGUGUAGUGACUCUGGAUGCUAUAGACGGAGACCCAAACUCUAAAUCACACAUUGCCCUGAAGAGGAUCCAGAGUCCCGUUAUACUGCUGUACUGCUCGAAGGAUGAGGCUAUAUAUAUACUAGAAGAAGCUCGAUCUUUGGGCCUGAUAGGAGCCGGUUACAUCUGGAUUGUGUCCAGUCUAACCACUGGCAACCCAGACUUCACCCCUGAGAUGUUUCCCCUAGGUAUGAUCUCCGUAUCCUAUGAUGACUGGGAGUACCCUCUGGACACACGAGUGCGGGAUGGGGUGGGCAUCAUUUCCUCUGCAGCCACCGCCAUGCUGCGGGAGAAGGGGGAGCUGCCAGAGGCCCAGAGCAGCUGCUACAGCACAGCGUCAGACAGGAGCCCGGGGAAGCUCCCACCCAGUGCCCUGCGCAGACACAUGAUGCAUGUAUGGAACGAUGGGCGAGACUUAUCCUUUACUCCAGAUGGUUACCAGGCCAACCCCAAAUUGGUUGUGAUCGUCUUGAAUAGUGAAAGGAAGUGGGAGAAGAUGGGCCGUUGGGAGAACGGAACGUUGGCAUUGAUGUUCCCAGUGUGGCCAAGGUAUAACUCCUACGGGGACGAGGAUGCAGAUGAGAACCAUCUCUCCAUUGUCACGCUGGAGGAGAAGCCUUUUGUAAUUGUGGACAAUGUGGACAUCCUCACUGGCACCUGCAUGAGGAACUCUGUGCCCUGCCGCAAGCAUGUCAAAGAUAACAGCACAUCAGGAGGCUCCUACAUUAAGCAGUGCUGCAAGGGCUUCUGCAUCGACAUUCUGAAGAAGAUUGCCCGGAACGUCAAGUUCACCUAUGACCUUUACCUGGUCACAAAUGGAAAACAUGGCAAGAAGAUCAACAAUAUAUGGAACGGCAUGGUUGGAGAGGUGGUGUAUAAGAAGGCGGUGAUGGCAGUCGGUUCCCUGACCAUCAAUGAGGAGCGGUCAGAGGCUAUUGACUUCUCCGUGCCCUUUGUGGAGACUGGCAUCAGCGUCAUGGUGUCACGAAGCAAUGGGACCGUCUCUCCGUCUGCCUUCCUCGAGCCCUUCAGUGCUUCAGUUUGGGUGAUGAUGUUUGUGAUGCUGCUCAUCGUCACAGCCAUCGCCGUCUUCCUCUUUGAGUUUGUAAGUCCACUGGGCUUCAACCGCAACUUGGCCCAAGGCAAAGACCCACACGGUCCUUCUUUCACCAUCGGUAAGGCCAUAUGGCUGCUGUGGGGUCUGGUGUUCAACAACUCUGUGCCGGUGCAGAACCCAAAGGGCACCACCAGCAAGUUCAUCGUAUCAGUCUGGGCCUUCUUUGCUGUCAUCUUCUUGGCCUCCUACACUGCCAACCUGGCUGCCUUCAUGAUACAGGAAGAGUUUGUGGACCAAGUUACCGGACUGUCGGACAAGAAGUUUCAGAGUCCAUACUCCUAUUCCCCUCCAUUUCGUUUCGGGACCGUUCCUAACGGCAGCACUGAGCGCAACAUCAGGAAGAACUAUCCAGAUAUGCAUCAGUACAUGACCAAAUACCAUCAGACCGGCGUCGUGGACGCGCUAGUCACCCUCAAGACCGGAAAACUGGAUGCUUUUAUUUACGACGCUGCCGUGCUGAACUACAUGGCGGGCAGAGACGACGGCUGUAAGCUGGUCACCAUCGGCAGUGGUUACAUCUUCGCUACCACAGGUUACGGCAUCGCACUGCAGAAGGGAUCCUACUGGAAACGCCUGGUGGAUCUGGCCAUACUGGGCAUCAUAGGAGACGGUGAAAUGGAGGAGCUGGAGGCCCAGUGGCUGACUGGGAUCUGCCACAACGAGAAAAACGAAGUGAUGUCAAGUCAGCUGGAUGUGGACAACAUGGCGGGUGUCUUCUACAUGCUGGCCACAGCCAUGGGCCUCGCCAUCCUCACCUUUAUCUCUGAACACCUUUUCUACUGGAGGCUGAGAUACUGCUUCACCGGAGUCUGCACGGGAAGGCCAGGACUGCUGUUUACUAUCAGCAGGGGUAUAUGGAGUUGCAUCCAUGGUGUUCACAUAGAUAUGAAGAAAAAAAAUCCUGAGCUGGACUUCAGUCCUCAAGCCAACAUGCUGCAUCUGCUCAAGUCUGCCAAGUCAAUGGCUUUGUCGUCUCCCAAACGGAACACAGUCCUGGUGCAGCCCAGCAUCAUGGAUGUAAUGACAGGGAAAGGUAACUCACUCCAUGGUCUGCCCCCGAAGGGUCCUGGUCUCUAUAGCAACGCUGCUGGUCCGCAAGGUUUCAUGUCAUUGGCCGGGCGGCACAAAAACCUCCUCAACAAUGCUGCGCCAUUCCCUGUGCAACAAAAAGCGCCCCCUCACCAGACCAGCCCAAACAAGCCCCAGCUGUCAAUCACCAAUGAUAAUGGAAAGACCCGCCUCGCCGGGGCGGCGCUCACGGCCUCUAAACCUCGAAACCUGUGGAAGAAAAGUGUGGAGACAUUAAAGACCCAGCCUUCUGUUGCAUCUCCAGGUCCAAACCCCGCCCCCUCAUCUGGACCCGGACCUCCACAGAUGAAGAGCCAGCGCUACCUGCCGGAAGAGCCGCCGCACUCUGACAUCUCCGAGUGCUCCAGCCGGCCACCAUCACACAAAGAUUCUGACUCCAUGGGGGCGAGGGGUGGGUUCAAGCCAAUCAAUCAACUGAGAAAGAGGGGUGGUGGUGGAGGAGGAGGAGGAGGAGGGGGAGGAGGAGGAGGGGAAGGUGGGGGCAGAGGAUCAAAGAUCUACUCCAUUGACUCAGACCAGGCCAGUCUGCAGUCGGCUCCCCCCUACCAGCGAGACAGUCAAGGUGGUGACGACCUCAGUUACCCCCCUGACCUGUUUCCAACUGAUGGCACAUACUCACACACUCACUCCCACCAGGGCGACACACCCAUUCUGCAGCUGAGUGCCAGUCUGCUGCAUCACAGUCACAGCGCUGAGGCCGACCUGCACUCUCUGAAGGACAAGAAAUACAGCACCUACACCCACAGCAGUGUGAAGGAGAAGGCUGGAGGAUCGUUUGAAGCGCCUGGUGCAGCACAGGGGACACAGAUUCGCCCUGGCCACUGUCGCUCCUGCCUGACAAAGCUGAGCGGUUACUCCAGUCUUUACUCUGUCCGCUCACCUCAGGCCCGCUGCGAUGCCUGCGCCCACCUGGGAAACCUGUAUGACAUCAGUGAAGACCACCUACACUCACACUACUCCCACUCGCACACUCACCCACACAGCGGGGACAUGUUUACACACUACCUACCCCAGAGCGAGUUGGGUCUGGUGGGUGAAGGAGACGGUCUGGUGAGCCACUUCGAGCCCUCCCCUUCGUCCCCAUCUCCGCUCCCCACCCCCACAUCGGCCCCACACCUCCAACUGAGUCGUCAGCACUCCUACGAGAAUGUGCUUCCAGACGGCAUUCCUGAGCGGCAGCUGCACACACAUCUUCGGGGUUUGAGUCUGCCCGACAGGGAACGUGAUCGGGAGCUGACCCUGGACGAGGGGGCUUAUGCUAACGUUCUCACCAUGCGCUCUGAUCGUCCCUUCAGCAGCCGCAGCCCCCCCUCUCCAUCACCUUCUCAUCACCACAGCCUGGACACCCCGUUGCCUCUCCCUCGCCGCUCUAAGAGCCUCUUCCCGGACCGGCCCUCGCACAACCCUUUUCUCCAGUCAGCCCCUGGCACAACGCAACGAGACCCCGCCCCCCAGGCUGUCACAUGCAUGCCACAGAGAAAUUCUGCCCACGAGCUCUAUAAGCAGCGAAUGCCCCUUUCACUAACCCUCGGUAACCAUGGCAGCCAUCUCAAUAGCCAGCAUGGCAGUCAUGUCGACCAACAGGUGUUCUAUCCUCAGCAGGAGCCCCCUGUGGUGGCCUACAUGGUCUCACCCGCUGCCUCUCAGCCAAUGAGCUAUGUGACGGCGCCGCGAGCCUCGAGCGCAGGCGGCAACGCACGGCCUCGACUUUACCGCCGCAUGCCAAGCAUCGAAUCUGACGUCUGAGAGACACACGGAACACACUUUCUCUCACUGAAACACACUAACACACACGCAUGCAAGACAGAGUUGUGUGUGUCGAGACCAGGCAGCUCUGAUUCUCAGCACAUCUGCAGAAACACACACACACACACACACACACACAGAAACACACAGGUGAAAGACGAGGAGAUGUGCUCUGGACAUAAAGGUUAAGUAAAUAAAUCAUUGUUUCUUUAUCACAGCCUCUGUGGGGCAGGGCGGGGCCACAGGGACACCUGGAGGCACAAACCAGGAUGAAAAGUGUGUGUGCAUGUCAGUGUGUGCUCUAACCUCAAGCCGUGGGCAAAGAGGCACAAACUGACAAUACGUCUGACGUGGCAGAUUGAAUUCCCACUGAAACUAGAGGGACACUGUACUCGAGGCUUCACACCGACAGUGAGAUCAGCCGGGGGAUACAAAAAGUGUGUUUGGAAGACGAGCCGACUUGUUCUGCCCUUUCACCAGCCCUCUUUGAGACGAAGGAGUCAGAGGAAACCCCUUUGUUUCUGAGAUAACACACCAAAACACACUUAUUUCACCUUAAAACACACGCGCCCCCUCUCCAGGACUCUCCUGUUGCACUAUGAUUUCUGCAGUCAACCCGUAUGUUGUCUGAGCCUCCAAACUGCACUGCCAGCAUGGCUUAAAGAGUAGUAAACUAAACUAGAGUAAUCUUUGACUUGAAUGGAUUCCUCUUCGUAAUAAUCCAGACUUGGAGGCGGGCAGCUGGUUUGGACCCAGGUUUAAAAAGUGUUUCAGCUUCUGCCCUCAGAUGUACAAACACUGGAACACACACAUGCACGCUGUGUCUGUUAUUCGGGGGAACUAAUAAAACUAGUGACUGUUUGUUAUUGUUGAUGUCAGAUAAUUGAACAUUCCAAAAAAGUGGACCAAACGUGUCCGCCGGUAUCAGGAAGAGAGUGUGUGUUCUUGUGUUUCUACAUCUAAAGACUUACAGUAUAGCUUCCUUGCUUACUCUCUUAGCUAGCCUUCAGGUCAUAAUGCAUGCUUCCUACUGCCCUGUGUUACAGUUAAACUCCUAUACAGGGUCAUAUAUGCACACACACAAACACACUUAUAUGCUCAUACACACACACACACAUACGCAGUAGUCUAGGAUAUUAGUAUAGGGUGUGUGUGUGUGUGUGUCGAAGCUAUGUGAUAGCUUCUUCUUUGUGCACUUUGUAGAUUUUAUACCCUGCCACCUAACACAGAUGUUUGACCAAAAACACUUUUAUACUAAAAAAAUAUGAACAUUCUCGAUUAUUCGCUGGAUAGAUGUUAUUUUCUCUCUCUUUUUCUUUGACAUUGGGUUUUAGGGCACCGCUAAGGGCACACAGUUCUGUUAUUUUCCAUUGUGAGGUCAGAAGUUUUACAGUGUUAGAUAAUGGGUACAAGCAUCAUACAGUAUACACAAAAGAAACUCUUUAUCUUUGCUCUUCUUUUCUAAAACAUUUACUGUAUUCAUCCCUCCUUCCAGAGCCUUUCCCCUCUUCCUUUAUCAGCUUUUGUUUAUUCUCUUAAUUGCUUCUUUUUCCUUUUUGCUCCUUCCCUGCUUCCUUCUAUUGCGUAGAUCGAGUAUCAGAAGAAUAGAAGUUCAGUCGUGGUGUUUUUUUAAAACUCAACAAAUCUUCUGGAAAGUUCUUAAUAUCAGUAGUUGUAAGAACUCAUCAAAUUGAAUACCGGCUCUCUGGUAGGAUACAGUUCUUUUUUCCAAUAGCUAUCCAUGUGGAACAAAAGGCCUGUUUUACGGUUUCUGUAGUGAAUUUACAGGCUGUGUGCAUCACUUUUUGCAAAUUUUUCCAUUCAAAUUAGAGCUCCUGGACAAGUGUCAGAGUAGCUGCUUCUUAUGUGGCUCUCUCUUUGGCGAGAACAUGGUGCUAUGUUUCAACAGGGAUAGUCACAUGGCACAGCAGAGAGUUUGCAAAGUGACUCGUUAUUACUGAGGCAACACUCACUCAAACACACACAUGCACACACUUGACAAGCUGGCAAUGUGUAUGAGUGUGCUAGAAAUCCAUAAUCCACUGAGUAAGGGCAUUGAUUUUUGAGCACAAGGAUUUUGAUGGAAAAAGGACUUGAUAUCCUAUUAGCUGAGCGUCUGUCUCUAUUCUCUUUCUCUCUAUUCUCUCUCUCACAGACAAACACACACACACACACACACACACACACACACACACACACACACACACAGACAUUUAUCUAUAUAUAUUGGCCGCAAAGAAUGCAAGACAGUUUGAACAAAAAAAGAGAUGCACCUUUGAACGGUAAAACACUGCCCCUCUUUUGGUUUGGUGUGUGAGUUAUAUGCACAAUUAUCAGGUUGCAAUAUUAUACUUCUGUACAGAGAAUCUUUGUUUUUAAAAGUUAGAAACUGAUUUCAUUUGUUUCAUUUGAAUGGUAUUAAGUGUUGAGUUCAUUUCAAUAACAGCGUGGCUUUUUAUUCUGCUUCUUUAAGAAAAAAAAAGACUGGCAUGUUUUGGAUUCCUGUGAUUUUAUUUCCCUUCCCCCUCCCUCUGGUCUGUCAUUGGUUGGGACCUCACUGUACAGUCCUCACUGCUGGUUAAAGAGACUUGUUAACAAUAUCGGUAGGCUAACUAGUUAACUAGCAGCACUUAGCUGGAGCACAUUCAAUGAAUAAUGAGAGUCCAGCAUGUGUGGUUAAAACAAACCCCCUCCCACCCUCAUUGUUCUCCUCCACUACGAGUCUGUGCUGCUUCACCUCUGAGAGCGAGUGUGUGUGUGUGUGUGUGUGUGUGUGUGUGUGUGUGUGUGUGUGUGUGUGUGUGUGUGUGUGUGCGUGUGUGUGUGUGUGUGUGUGUGUGUGCGUGUGCGUGUGAGUGUGUGUGCGUGUGUGUGUGUGCGUGUGUGUGUAAUUUACACCAGGCAGGCAUUUAUGUAAGACAGAGGAUGAUUUCUCUUUCGAGAGCUUGUUUGUGUUGUAUUUUUGUGCGUGUGUGUGUGUACUUUUCUGUUCUCUCUUCCCUUCGUCCUACACAUAACAUUUGACCCCGCUCUUACUCAUGAAACACAAAUACAGUUACAUGCACAAACACACACACACACACACACACACACACACACACACACAUGCUCAUGCAGACACACAUGUUGCGUCAGUACUGUCGUGGUUACGAGAGUGUGUAGAAUGAGUUUCGUUGCGUCCACCAUCACAGAGAUUUUUUACACCGACCUUUUGUUUGAUUUCUCAGAUUUUUUUUUUUUUUUUACUUGCAUGACAUGCUUGUGUUUCUGGUGGUACCUAUUUUGCUGCAACACCUGAGUUCUCCCUGAGUUGACCUCCAGGGCUACAUGCAUCAACGUUCCCCCGCCAAAUUGGUAAGUGACACGAGCCUGGGAUCUUGAAAAAAAAAACAACAACCUUGACACCCAGCCUGUGAUGUCAUCAAAAUGGCCCCCAACCGGCUCCUGUACAAUGACGGGCACUGUCGAGGAUCAUGUGCGAAACGUUCCAGGUCUCAGCACAGUUGGGAGUGUGGCCCAGGUGUGCACAUGUUAUACACAGUUCUGGGCGGAGGGAGUGCGUUGGUUGGUGUGUAGUCCUGUGGGUCUCCUGCUGUGUAUCUCACUUGUGUAUAAGUUCAGGGGUUUCUAAGCUACUAGUUGUGUUGUAAAUACUACCUUGUCACUCAGUACCUCUGUACAAUCUGUAAAUAAGUAAAGGUUACAUUUUUCUACUUGU
This is a messenger RNA of Labrus mixtus (cuckoo wrasse), 9686 nucleotides long. It is a transcript of the gene grin2ab, whose product is annotated as glutamate receptor, ionotropic, N-methyl D-aspartate 2A, b. The coding region runs from base 1181 to 5968 and encodes 1595 amino acids. Gene Ontology annotation, cellular component: postsynaptic membrane; postsynaptic density membrane; plasma membrane. Gene Ontology annotation, biological process: excitatory postsynaptic potential; monoatomic ion transport; long-term synaptic potentiation. Lineage: Eukaryota; Metazoa; Chordata; Actinopteri; Labriformes; Labridae. Gene Ontology annotation, molecular function: NMDA glutamate receptor activity; transmitter-gated monoatomic ion channel activity involved in regulation of postsynaptic membrane potential. The record is from RefSeq and is a predicted model, not a curated record. The transcript has 20 exons.